UUAAAUAAUUACUGAAAAAGGUCCGUCCGUGUGGGCGGUGCUACUGGAGGAGUUUAUUCACACUGACUGCAGUUUCACUAAACCACUUUACAACAGACCUGCAACACGUUUGACUUUUUCAAGAGUGCCAGGACUGAUUAUUAUAAUUUCUGUUGUGUAAAACCACUUAGAGAACUAUACUGAAGAAAAUGUUUGAUUUGUUUAUUUUCUUCUGUUUGUUCUCCUGGAGUCUGGCUGGAGUGUUUGGUGUUGAUGAAGUGAAGUCAGUGUCAGUGACUGAGGGAGAAUCUGUCACUCUAAACUCUGAUACUGAAAUACAGACAGAUGAUAUGAUAAUGUGGAGAACUGUACACAACAACAGUCUCAUAGCUAAAAUCAAUGGAAAGGACAAGAAGACAGAUUUUCCUGAUGAGAGACUCAGAGACAGACUGAAGCUGGAUGAGAAGACUGCAUCUCUGACCAUCAUGAACAUCAGAACCACAGACUCUGGACUUUAUAGAGUAACCAGCAGCAGAUCAAAGACACCGCUCAACAUGUUCAAUCUUACCGUCUAUGCUCGUCUGUCAGUUCCUGUCAUCAGCAGAGACUGUUCCGUUCUCAGACUGUACCAGAAUUGUUCACUGCUGUGUUCAGUGUUGAAUGUGAGUCAUGUGACUCUCUCCUGGUACAAAGGAAUCAGUGUAUUGUCCAGCAUUAGUGUGUGUGAUCUCAGCAUCAGUCUCUCUCUACCUCUGGAGGUGGAAUAUCAGGAUAACAACACAUACAGCUGUGUGCUGAACAAUCCCAUCAGCAACCAGACCACACAUCUGGACAUCACUCAACUCUGCAAGACAUGUUCAGCUGUGAUCCGAUUGGCUCUCUCCGCUCUGGUGGGCGUGGCUACUGUUGCUGUUCUGGUUUAUGACGUCAGAUCCAGAAGUCUUCAACAGAAGAAGAGAGAGCAAACACCAUCAAACUCUGAUUAAUCAGAUACUUAGGAAAGUGGAGAUGUUCUUAAAUGACUGUAGGCAAUAUAUUAAAAGAAAUCCUUUGAGUAAGUUGCAUUCAUGAAUAA
Messenger RNA from Rhinichthys klamathensis goyatoka, 1054 nucleotides. RefSeq names its product natural killer cell receptor 2B4-like. Bases 189 to 965 code for a protein of 258 amino acids. NCBI's taxonomy places the organism in Eukaryota, Metazoa, Chordata, Actinopteri, Cypriniformes, Leuciscidae. The transcript is spliced from 4 exons. The record is from RefSeq and is a predicted model, not a curated record.